AAUCGUUUUCGUGGGUAAUGUUCGAUUAUCAUGAGCGACAUGUCUCAAUCAGGUUAGAAAAUGAUUGUAACAUCCGAGUCGCGUGUAAGCCAAAUUUCAAACGAAUGUAAAAAAGUAAAGUAUACGCGCGAUUUCGCGUCCUAUGAUCAAUAACAAUCACCAGGACAAAUAUCAAAAUCCAAAUGCCUCUAAGUUCGAGGAACUGUCCUCACAUCGCCAAUCGUUGUGAUCUCGCAUUUAUCGAGACUGUUGUGUCUCAAAAGGAAAGGUUUACAAAAUGUAGUGAAUGUGAUGCAGGCGGGCCUAAUUUAUGGCUAUGCCUGUUUCCUGAUUGCCUUUGGGUCGGGUGUGCUGAAACACAUUUGGACCACAGCACUGUACACAACCAAAAAAUUCCUUCUCAUUGUGCUCAUAUGAAUCUUUCUACAAAUCGUAUAUGGUGUUAUGCUUGUAAAAGGGAAGUAAUAACAAGGCAUGUACCAUCACCACCACGAUCACCUACACAAAUAGAUAUUAAAACACAAAGUAACAAGUUUGCUGGUGAUGCACCUGUUAAUAUAGAUUGUAAAACGGAUGAUCUUAAUAGACUUAUUUUGGAUAAGUUUUAUGGUGAACUUAUAAAUAGAGUUAAUUAUGAGAAAGAUGGGCUGUUUAAUGAAAAAUCUGGAGAUUCACCGGAUAGUACGGAUUCAGAUGAAAGCAAAGAUUUUAAUGGGAAACCAAGAGGUCUUGUUGGCCUUCAAAACAUUGGCAAUACAUGUUACAUGAAUGCUGCGCUUCAAGCUUUAUCAAAUGUACCUCCAUUGACUCAAUUCUUUUUGGAUUGUGGUCAUAUGGUUAGCUAUAUGUCCAAAGAUAGAAAACCUGGUCUAAGCCUAAGCUAUUUAAACCUUAUUCGAGAUAUGUGGAACAGGAAAACAAGGGGAUACGUUGUACCCCAUGGAAUAUUGUCUGGUAUAAGAACAGUUCAUCCAAUGUUUAGAGGAUACCAUCAACACGAUACUCAAGAAUUUCUAAGAUGUUUUAUGGAUCAGUUACACGAAGAAUUGAAAGAACAUAUCGAAGAUGAUCGUGAUAAUGCUUUAAGAUUAAAAGGGCUAGGAGAGCAGUCGUCAGACGACGAUGAAACUGAAAUUGAUGGAAACGGUUCUAGCCAAUCUGACGCCGAAUAUGAAACUUGUGAUUCUGGAGUAAGCGAACAAAGUUCUCUUAGUGACGAAGGUGAACGUGGUACAAAACGUAGAUAUUCUCGCGUAUCUCAGUCGGAAAAGCUGAGAAGUAAAUUUACGAAUAGAAGUAUAAAAAAGUCAACCGUAGAUCAACCGUUUUCUCAACCGCAGAGAUCUACGCAAAAUUCACCUGUUAAGUAUAGAACGAAGAAACAAAUGAAAACACGAAGUAUCAUUAGCGAUAUAUUCGAUGGUAAACUGUUAAGUAGCGUACAAUGUCUAACGUGCGAUAGGAUUUCAACGAGAGUAGAAACUUUUCAAGACUUAUCAUUACCCAUUCCAAGUAGAGAUCAUAUUGAUAUGUUACAUCAAGGAUCUCUAACUCCUCAGAAGGCUGGACCAUGUUCAGAUGUUGUAUAUGUAACAAAUCAAUCUGGCUGGUUGUCUUGGUUCUUGCAAUGGAUGCGCUCUUGGUUUUGGGGGCCGGUUGUUAGCCUUCACGACUGUCUUUCUGCAUUUUUUAGCGCAGACGAACUUAAAGGAGAUAAUAUGUAUAGUUGUGAAAAGUGUAACAAGCUGCGUAACGGAAUUAAAUUUUCCAAAGUUUUAGAAUUACCAGAAAUACUAUGCGUUCAUUUAAAGAGGUUUCGUCACGAACUAAUGUUUAGUUCGAAAAUAGCGAAUUACGUUUCAUUUCCAUUAGAAGGUUUAGAUAUGCGACCAUAUUUGCACAAAGAAUGUGUAUCGAAAGUAACAAUGUACGACUUGAUAUCGGUUAUUUGUCAUCAUGGAACAGCUGGUGGUGGGCAUUAUACUUGUUAUGCAUUAAAUCCUAUUGUUAAUAAGUGGUUUGAGUUCGAUGAUCAGUGUGUCACUGAAGUUUCACCAGAAACAGUAAAACAUUGUGAAGCGUAUGUGUUAUUUUAUAAGAAGUGGUCACCAGAAAUGUUGCAGUUACGUGAUAAAACUAUGGAGUUGAUGGAGAUUUCAUCUAGAGAAUUAUCCGAUUUAAAUUUCUUUGUAUCGCGGCAGUGGAUAAAUCGUUUUAACACAUUUUCAGAACCAGGACCUAUAGAUAAUUCAGACUUUCUUUGUCCACAUGGUGGUGUUAAUCCUGUUAGAGCACAGUUUGUAGAUAAGCUUAGUAUGCCUAUUCCACAAGCAGUUUGGGAAUAUUUGUAUAAUACAUUCGGUGGUGGUCCAGCGUGUACACAUUUGUAUGAAUGUCCAAUCUGUGAAGAAAAGUAUGAAUCAUUACAAAAAAGGAGACAAUACGAAAUGGAAGUAUUUCAACGAUUAAAUCACAAUACAGAUAAUCCUACUGCUAUUUAUGGCUUGGCUAUGGCUUGGUUAAGACAAUGGCAAAGUUUUGUGCGCGGUAAAGAGACACAGCCACCCGGACCAAUCGAUAAUAAUUCUAUUAUAAUAAAUAAAAACGGGCAAAACAUUCUUAAAGUUGGCUCAGAUUAUGGACAAAUACCAGAGGAACUCUGGCAAUUUUUCGUAACAACAUACGGUGGAGGACCAGAAUUAAUGUUGCAUUCAUGUCAAAGACCUGUUUCCGUUCAGUCUAACGUACCAUUACAUUCCACUGUAAAUUCGAAUCUAGAUCAGAAUUAUAAGUCCAAUCGCACAGAAAGUAAGUCUAAUAAACUAUGUAUGACUAGGAGUUCUGAAACGGUUUUACAACAAGAUAGUGCUAUUGAAAGUUUAACUUCUGAUAGUGAUUCUCAUCAAACACAAAGGGAUGUCACCGAGUAAAUUAAUUACUUCAACAUCUUAUGGUUAUAUAUAUAAUAUAUAUAUAAAUUAACACUUUCACAUGGACACUAAAGUUAUGGAUGGUAUCCUAACACAAAGGAAUCAAUUUCUAAUUGUUAUGUCCUAGCCGUGUUACAGAUUAUUGUUAGAUUUGUAAAACAAAGAUAUCUUCUUCGAUAUAACUAUUUACACUGUACAAUAAGUAAAUGAUAUAAAAAUUUUCGAGCAUCUCGAGAUAUUCGCUAA
Osmia bicornis bicornis is the source of this 3176-nucleotide messenger RNA. It is a transcript of the gene Usp20-33, whose product is annotated as ubiquitin carboxyl-terminal hydrolase 20. Gene Ontology annotation, biological process: protein deubiquitination. The record is from RefSeq and is a predicted model, not a curated record. The transcript is spliced from 4 exons. The coding region runs from base 183 to 2930 and encodes 915 amino acids. NCBI's taxonomy places the organism in Eukaryota, Metazoa, Arthropoda, Insecta, Hymenoptera, Megachilidae. Gene Ontology annotation, molecular function: zinc ion binding; cysteine-type deubiquitinase activity.